CAGUCCGACCCCGACCAUCACUGCUCCUCCCGUCUGUCACAUGUAGCAUAAUGCAUGUAAUUAGCUAAUGUUUGGAAGUGUUAGGGCUUGAGGCACAGCAAGCAAACAGUCUACGGAUGUUUAUUAGCUUAGCAUUUCAUUAGCAGUAACUCCAGGACCACGCCAGACUUUGGAUGGAGUCAGCACCCAGCUUUUCAUUGUUUUAUGUAGUCACAAGAAGGGACCUAAGGGUUCGGGAUUCAGGGCAUCCAGCACAUCAGCAAGAGAAAAAUGGUCAAAUAUUUCUGUAAUAACACAGACAUUAAAAGUGCAUGGGACCAUGUUGUCACUGCUUUCUGGCAGAGGUAUCCAAACCCAUUCAGCACCCACGUUCUCACGGAGGACGUUGUGUAUCGGGAGGUAACUGCAGACAAUCGGCUCUUCUCCAGGCGCCUCCUUAUGAAGACCAACCGGUUGCCUCGCUGGGCGGAGCGAUUCUUCCCUGGAGGCAUGUCUCGCUCUGUGUACAUCAUCGAGGACUCCAUCGUAGACCCUGUCAACAGGAGCCUAACCACCUACACCUGGAACCUCAACCACACAACACUCAUGUCGGUUGAAGAGCGUUGUGUUUUCAAGGACUCAGUGGAGCAGCCAGCAACCACACAACUGAAACGGGAGGCGUGGAUAUCCUCAAGCAUUUAUGGCUUCUCCAAACCUAUUCAGGAGUUUGGUUUGGCUCGCUUCAAGAGCAACCAGGUGAAGGCCAUGAAGGGGCUGGAAUAUGCGCUGUCCAACCUACAGGGAGAGACGCCCCAGCGGCUGCUCAGGGACACAGUGAAGGAUGCAUCAGAGAAGGCCAAGGAGGCAGCAAAGACUCUGGCUUCAGCUGCUGCUGUCCCACAGAAACCUCAGCAGUACGUCUGACAGGACUGACUGAAGUACUGCACAGGUGACAGGAAGUCAGCACAAUGCCUUUUGAUCGUCUCGAUCAUCUUGCUGGGAUCUCCCUGUUUACUGCAAUCUGUAUUUUUCUGAAGUGCAAACCAGCCUCUGUGGAAUUACCUCUACUGUUGGACUUCUUCUUUGCUGUCUGUUUUCUUCAUUUCAUUAAAUCUCAGGUCUCGAGCCUUCGUAUGAAACCUCCUGCCUUUCAGACCUGCAGUGUCUGGGCCACUUAUUUAUAUAUUAUAAAUCUACUGUGGAAUAAUGAUAUUUUUCUGAUCACUAUAUAAGCUUUUGUUUUUUGUGCAUUUCCUGCAUAAUGAUAAAAUGAGUGGGGUUGUUACAGGUUUAUUACAAUAAUCAAAUGUGUUUUGUGCUGAAGUUAAAGCUCACAUUGUGACUGUUCAGUUUUAAUUUCAAUUAAAGGAAGAAUUUAGGAGGAUAUAAUGAAAUGUUUUAUUGUGCUUGUGGGGAAUAAUUAAAGCAAAAACUUCCCUCUUUUUAUGAUUUUCUUCUCUGAGACUGUAAUAAACUUCCAGCUCUGAAGCACAUCUGUAUGUGUUACGAGUGUCAGCGCACAAUGUUUCCUGUAAUAUUGCAUAUACAAACAUAAUUAGAAAGCUACUGCCAGAAAGCCUGUACUGACUCAUUUCUAAUCACAACAUACCAAAGUGACUUAUAUCAAAAAAGUCAGAAUGAGCAAAGUUCUCACUAUUCUGUGCUCAGAUUUAAUGUGAAUAGCCUUUAUGAGUGUUACUUAGCUGCUUAGGUGAGAAUAGAUCGUUUAAAUCUACCUGUUUAUAUCAAGAUUAUUUAGUGUUAAAGAUGAUAAUGUAAACAUUUCAAUAAUUGCAUUCCCUUUAAGAUGGAUUUAGUGGGGUUUUUUGUUUGUUUUGCAAUUCUUGAAUGAUAAUAGAUAAUUAAUAAGAUGUAUUUUUAUGAAUUGUUUAGAAUUAGAAUUUUGUGAUGCUGGACUCGUGCAGAUUUACUUUAACCACGUAGUGAGAUGUCCAAAAAUAAGUAAAUUGUUUAGACUUUGAGUUGAAAAUGUUUUACAACCCAAACAUUUUGUUUAUUUUGUUUGUCAUUGUGUUUAAUGUUUUGUCAGACGGAGCUUUAAUAAAAACUUAAGUUAUUGA
Messenger RNA from Amphiprion ocellaris (clown anemonefish), 2060 nucleotides. RefSeq names its product PRELI domain-containing protein 1, mitochondrial-like. Bases 271 to 903 code for a protein of 210 amino acids. Gene Ontology annotation, cellular component: mitochondrial intermembrane space. The transcript has 6 exons. NCBI's taxonomy places the organism in Eukaryota, Metazoa, Chordata, Actinopteri, Pomacentridae. The record is from RefSeq and is a predicted model, not a curated record. Gene Ontology annotation, molecular function: phosphatidic acid transfer activity. Gene Ontology annotation, biological process: phospholipid transport.